This is a messenger RNA of Eimeria tenella, 1413 nucleotides long. RefSeq lists its product as uncharacterized. The annotation marks the transcript as partial. Gene Ontology annotation, biological process: RNA methylation. The transcript has a single exon. The record is from RefSeq and is a predicted model, not a curated record. NCBI's taxonomy places the organism in Eukaryota, Apicomplexa, Conoidasida, Eucoccidiorida, Eimeriidae.
AUGGAGAGACAAUGCAAAAACAUUCCAGCGCCUCUUUUAGGUGUCUUGGAGAAACAGAGGGAUAGCCCAGCACUGCAGCAGCUGCUCGAGCAGCAGGAGCAGCAGCAGCAGCAGCAGCAAGUGCCCCGUUACUUUUGCUGCUUUUUCCCUCCGCCCCCCCUUAACCGCAGGGGCCAAGGCUCCCUUGCUCAGCAGCAAGCGGCAUCCACAUGCACCUGCAGCAGCAGCAGCAGGAGCAGCAGCAGCAGCUGCUGCAGUGGCGCUGAUGACGGCGCCACCUCCCUCCCAAGCAGAGAAAGCGGCAGCAGCAGCAGCAGCAGCAGCAGCGAAGAGAUGUGCAUUGCAUGCACUCUUAACUAUGUAGAGAGCCUCCGCCCUGCUUCGUUUUGUUCUCGUUUCUCUCCCCAGACUUGCCCCAUUCACCUUCAAGACCCUGCUGCUGCUGCUGCUGCUGGAGAUGACUGCAGCAGCAGCAGGUCUUGCUGCAGCAGCGCCAGCGCAGCAAGUUGCUCGUACGCCAAAGCGUAUGCGCAGUACGUACAGCGCGUGCUGUGGCUGCUGCAGCAGGACUUGCAGCUGCAGGAGCCCGCCGUCCUGCAGCACUGGCUGCCGAGUAGUUUGCUGGGAGCGCCUGCGCGGCAGCUGUGCAGCAGCAGCAGCAGCAGCAGCAGCAAUCGCUGCAGCAGCUGCUGCAGCUGCUGGCUGGAGUCGCCCUGCUACUUUCCGGCCCUGUUUUCGCUGCCUCCAGACACCAAGUUUCCUGCGUCUCGGGUGUACAGACAGCAGCUGCUGCACCCUUUCGAUGCUGCUUCUGCUGCUGCUGCUGCUGCUCUUCGCCCCGCGCCUGGCAGCAAGUGCCUUGACCUUUGCUGCGCCCCUGGCAACAAAAUGCUGCUGCUGGCUGCAGCAGUUUCGCCGAGCCCUCCGCGCGCAGCAGCAGCAGCAGCAGUGCCAGCAGCACGGACGCUUGCAGCAGCUACAGCGCCCGAAGCAUCAGUAGCAGUAGCAGCAGCAGCAGCAGCAGCAAACGGGGCUGUGGUAGGCGUGGAUAUCAGCCCUCAGAGAAUGGAGGUCUGCCGCCGCCUCCUCAGAAAAAAUGGCUGCAGCAGCGGCCUGCUUGUCUUGUGUGACGGCCGCAAAUUUGGAAGCACCAGCUGCUGCAGUUGCAGCAGCAGCAGCAGCAGCAGCAGCAGCGGCCAAGGCGCUCAGGGGACACCCACAGAUGCAGAAGCAGCAGAAAGCAAAACAGCAAGUUCAGCACCAAGUGCAGCAACGAGCGCAGCAGCAAGUGCAGCACCAAGCGCAGCACCAAGUGCAGCAGCAAGUACAGCAACAAGUGCUGCAGCACAUAGAAGCCCUGGAAAGGGGAGGCUGGCAAGGAAGAAAGAAAGGAGAAGAAAGGAGGCCCAAGAA